This is a messenger RNA of Mycena citricolor, 4184 nucleotides long. The record is from the annotation of a GenBank genome assembly. NCBI's taxonomy places the organism in Eukaryota, Fungi, Basidiomycota, Agaricomycetes, Agaricales, Mycenaceae.
UAACACUCUGUCCUCAAUCCAUCAUGUGGGGUCUCCCUUUGAGUCUACUUCUUUGCGAAAUAUUCUUGGCCGAUUUUGCAUCAGCUGGACAGCAGUGCCAGUUGAAGCUCCAUUCAAAUAUUUUGUCAAGUCCAUUCGGUGGCAGUACCUCACUGCUGGGAAGCACAAACACGCCUGCCGCAUCGACUCCUCUUCCAACGAGUGUACCAAGCACGAGGACCGCGUCCUCCAGCGCAUCAGCGUCUCCAACGUCAACACCAUUCGCAUAUGGCACAACACCCAUUCGUGGGGUAAACCUAGGGGGCUGGUUCGUUCUGGAGCCAUGGAUCACACCCAGCAUAUUCAACAACACCGGGAACGCGAACAUUAUCGACGAAUUCACGUUCGGAAGCAUGCAGGACCCAAAGACGGCGUUGACUACGUUGACAAAGCAUUGGGAGACGUGGAUAACAGAAGCAGACUUCAUCGCAAUAGCUGCUGCCGGCCUGAAUCACGUCCGAAUCCCACUCGGCUACUGGUCUGUGCCCAUGACCUCUGAUGAUACCAACGAGAACACAUCACCUGCACCCUACAUUUCUGGCGCAUGGCCGUACCUUCUCACCGCCUUGAACUGGGCCAAAAAGCAUGGAAUUCGCGUUAUUCUCGAUCUGCAUGGCGCGCCAGGUUCUCAAAAUGGCUUCGAUAACUCUGGGCAGCGGACAUCUAAUUCGCAGUGGGCUAUUACUCCAGCUAAUAUCACUCGAACGGUGGACACGCUCACGUACAUUGUGAAGCACGUUGGUGGCUUGAUCGAUGUCAUUGAGCUACUAAACGAGCCUGCCACAUUUCUCUACCCCUCGACAUAUCCAGACACAUUACGACAAUUCUGGCAAGAUGGAUACGAUGCAGUGAGAGCCGCAGUCGGACCAGAUAUUCGCGUGAUGAUUGGUGACGGAUUCAUGGGAGUAGAUGCCUGGACCAACUUCAUGACAUACCCGAGCGCCCAAGGAGUUAUCAUGGACUAUCACGAAUACCAACUAUUCAGUGUUCCGGAACUGAGUCGCAAUUUCAGCGAGCAUAUUCAAUUCACGUGCUCCAGCAUGGCCGACAUCGACGCAUUUGCGCGCAAUAACAUCUGGGCCAUAGUCGGAGAGUGGUCCACGGCAGUGACAGACUGCGCCGUAUGGUUGAACGGUCGAAAUAUCGGUGCUCGAUGGGAUGGAACUUGGUACACACCGAACACGCCCUUCGGAAGCUGUGACGGAUGGUCCGGCGACUACCACACGUUUUCCGCUCAGUAUAAAACGUUCCUGAGGCAAUAUUGGGAAGUUCAGACCAUGAUGGGCGAAGGAGUCCAAGGAUGGGUGUAUUGGGCAUGGAAGGUGGAUGACUCGUUAUCCUAUUCUCGGUGUACAUCGACUGAACAUCUGCUCCAGGCAGAGAAUGCUGACGACUGGAGGUCCGUCUUGAAUCUUAACGUGAUAUCCUCAACUGACGGUGGUUCAGUUAUCAGAAAGGAUUGGAAGGGGGCUGGAUUCCUCAAGAUCCGACGGAUCGAAUGUAUCCUAACAUCUGUUCCAGCUGAGAUUUGUGCUCGUCGAUCGGCCAUCUUGGCCUGGCAACAGGAUGUAGAACAAUAUGGUGAGAACCGAUGCCCCGUCCUCUCGAUGACCUCACCUCGUGACCGUGGCAAGCACAUCAAUCCCUGGCCCUGUCCACUAUCUCAUUCGCAUUUGUGGCUUUGGAUAUUGUUCGAAAUGAGGCAAGAAAAGUUUGCACAAAACAUGCUCGAGCUGGAUAUCGAUCUGGAGGAUUACGCUCUGGAGGUCAGGUCCAUGAAGGAGACCGAGUUGACAAAGGAAGUGCUAGAAGUUUUCAUCCAUGCCGAACCCAUCGGCAUCGCGCCUGGCUACUCCAAGGAGGGUGAUCUUGUUGCCCUGGCCAUCGCGGAUAACACAUACUGCCUCAUUGUCUCAUUCAUCUCCGAUCGCAGUGCUUCGAGAUCGGGAAUCACGCAAAAACGCGGCGGUGGCGGCGAUCGCAGCGGACGUGGUCCUCAGAAAGCUGGAGCUGCCGUUGACACGAGCGGUCGGAAACUGCUCGAGAAACUGGUUCUCUGUCGCGCUAGUGGCGAUAACUGUGCUUUCGACUGUGGUCCGCUAUCUAUGUCCCUUUACUGCGCUGUUGGCCUCCGCAUCAAGAAUGGCAUCGACAUCCAGUCUGCGUUCUCAUCUGUCAAUCGCAAACCACUUAGCGCGAUCGAAGACGCUGUUGGGGGCACGGAAACUGUGAAGGUCUUUGCAGAGAACAUCACGGAGGCUUUUCAAAAUCCUUUGUAUGACAGUGAAGACAAACACUGCUCUCAAGACCUGGUCAGUCGAGCAUGGCUGUCUCAAUAUCUUCCCAUGGUUGGCAAUUGUGCGGAGGCAUUUGCAAAGGUACCAAAAAUUGACACAGAGAUGUUGGAGCUGCCAUUUCUCAAUCAUCUUGCAAAACUCACUCAAGAUACACUUCGUCUACGCCACAGCAAGCCUUCAAAUACAAAGCACUCUAUUACAUUGACCCCAUCUGUGGACAGUGAGGGAUCAGACCUUCAGUCUCAAGGCUUCAAAAAUCGGAUACGCUCUGGACAGAAUGUGGAGUUCAAGAUACAAAAUGCCCAGGGAGCAGUGUACACUCAUCGUGACAGGGUUGGCAAUGUAGUUGGCCGAAGAGCUAAUCUCGCCAAUUCAUAUGAUCACCUUGACAAUUCCAAAGUGGUUCUCACUGUCCAUAGCAUUGGGAGAGAUGAUCCUACAACUGCUGAAGCUAGACGGGCCUUGACAGUUUUACAUAUGCUUCAAGGCCAACACAAUCUCUUCAGCAAUAAUCCAUGGACAAAAAACAUCUGGCUUCCAUCUUCAGAUUCUGCUCCAGGGCUUUUGACUUGGCCUGAUCAAUGGGCUCAAGAGGCACCUGUCCUUUGCUCAGUGGACAACCUUGGCCGUCAUAAAAAUCUGAAUCAAUCCCAGCAAGAUGCAGUGGAUGCCAUGCUUUCUAACAAGAAUGACCAUCAUAUUGUUUUAGUCCAAGGCAAGCCAAGUCCACCAGGGACUGGCAAAACUUCAGUCAUUGCAACCUUUGUGAAUGCUGCAGUUUCAAUGAACUACCAAGGCAUUUGGCUUGUUGCCAAAAGCAAUGUUGCUGUGAUUAAUAUUGCACUCAAGCUGCAAUCAGUUGGGUUUCUCAAUUGGCGUCUUCUUGCAUCUGCAGAGUUUUCACACAAGGACUGGCAUGGCCAUCUCUAUGACCAAAUACGAGACAAGUUCAUCUCCUCACAUGAAUUCUCUAAAAUGGGCAGGGACUAUAUACCAGUUAUCACUCAGUAUGAGAAAACUUUGCGCAAGAUGUGCUUCAUUGGGGAUAACAAGCAAUUGCCUCCUUUUGGACAAGAAGAUCUCCAGGACCUACAGAGUAUCUUUGAGAUUCCCCACUUGCAGUCUUUUUGCAUUUUUCUGGAUAUCCAAUAUCGGAUGCCUCCACAGAUUGGGGAUUUCAUCUCUCAACAUGUCUAUGAUUCAAAACUCUCUUCUAAUCCAACGCACCCAAUCCCAAAUUCCCAUAUAGCUUGUCAAUUUAUCAAUGUUGUCAACAGCAAAGAAAAACUGCAAGUAACAAGCACUUCUAUCACUAAUGAAAAAGAAUGUGCUGUAGUGUUACAACUCUCUCAACAUCUCCAGAAUCACAACAAAAACUUCAAAAUUAUCACUCCCUAUGAUGCCCAGCGUGAAUUAAUUCAAGAAGCACUCAGAAGUGCAGGACUUCACUGGGAAGAAAAGGUUUAUAAUGUUGAUUCUUUUCAAGGUUUAAUUCACCAUUUGCUUCUUGAGAAUAUUUCACUAACUGUUUCAGGGAACGAAGAAGAUGUUAUAAUUAUCAGUCUUGUUCGAACACGUGCACUGGGAUUUCUACAAAAUCUGCGGCGCACAAAUGUAAUGUUGACCCGAAGCAAGAAACAUAUGUAUCUGGUCACAAGCCGUAACUUUGUAGAUGGGCCAUUGGCACAUGAAUGCCUGGUUGGCCAUCUUAGUAGACAUGUUGGUGAUUUAGGAUGGCUGGAAUUGUCAAGUCUCGACAAUGAUGCCUUCCUUACUAAUUUUCAGAAGCAGCACUAGAUUUAUAUAACAACUCAUAUAUAUACCUAUGUUGUGCUAUUUUGCUUAAAA